CGAUAUUAGUUUAAGGCAGAGCUGAUAACAACAAGGGGCAUUAGAGAACACAUCAUAUCUGUGAGGAUGAAGACUUUGAGUGCUGCUCUUGUUUUGCUGAGUCUCAUCUCAGUGGGCCAGCCUGCAUCGCUGGCCUGUGAGAAGCUGUUAAAGCCAGUCGAUCAACGUCCAGAUCUGCCUGGGAGGUGGUACUUCAUAGCUGUGUCCACAGAGUUUUGCCUGACUUCAACAUUAGUCAGUGCUUUAUUUUCCCCAAGUGCUGCAGUGGAUGUAAUUUCUAAGGGCACACCAAACCUCUAUGGUGAUACUACUUAUUUGAAAGCAAAUGGAGUUUGUAUCAACGGAACCACAACAUUUAUCUAUGCAAACAGCAGCAUAUUUGAAGUUGACAGUGAAAAUGCAGAUGCCACAGCUGAUAAACCAGACGUGCUGCUGCAAACUGGCUGUCCUGACUGCCUCGUCACUAAAGAGGAUAAAAGUCAUCUUUUGCUCUUCAGUAGACGAACAGCUGUUUCUGCUGCUGAGCUGACGGAGUUUGAGACACAGGCAGAGUGUCUGGGCUGGUCCAAACCCCAACUCUUCAACACUGAUCAUGACUAUGAAAAGUGUGCGCAGUUUGAUGAAGAUAUGGAUGAGGAUAAAUUCAGCCAAGUGCUUCAGAGUUUCUUUCAGAAGACGCUUGAAAGGAUGAAAACCACGUAUCACUUGUUAACCAAAUGCAUGGCAGAGGGUUUGAUUUCAUAUCUCCCCUCUUUGAUUUAAGAACUCAAUGUCCAGUGCUUGCUGAACAUUAUUUUCAUAUCUAAAAUAUGACUUUAAAUCUUUUAAUCACUGAAUUGAGCUUUUGUCUUCAUUUAGAAGUGCAAGUGUUUUUUUUUGUUGUUUGUUUUUUUAACAGACAUCAUGUAAUACAAAUAACAAACAACAAAAUAUCAAUGAUAGGAUAAUUGUGCAAACCAGGUAUUAUGUUCACCAUGACAAUUUGUGGCAUAACCGUAAAAAACAAUCACAAUUGGGGUGUAACCCACGAUGGCA
This is a messenger RNA of Oreochromis niloticus (Nile tilapia), 1035 nucleotides long. RefSeq lists its product as uncharacterized. The transcript has 6 exons. The record is from RefSeq and is a predicted model, not a curated record. NCBI's taxonomy places the organism in Eukaryota, Metazoa, Chordata, Actinopteri, Cichliformes, Cichlidae. The coding region runs from base 67 to 762 and encodes 231 amino acids.